CCUUAUUAGAUUUUUGCAGCCCUGCCUACUUUUCAACUCAUCUGCUGUGAUGUCGCAAAGAUGGUGAAAGUACAAAAGGUCCCAGUACAACUGGUCAAAAGGUCCCAGUACAACUGGUUAGGAAACAUUUUAUCUUGCAACCCAGCUGCCAUAUGAACUGUAAACCACAAGCCAGAAACCUCUUGUCAGAAGUUAUGGGAAUAACAGAUCCUAAAAUUUAACAUAAAGUACAGAAUCAGAAUUGCCAGUAAGAACCAAAGAACAGAAAAAGACACACAUACCCGUCAAUAUAGCAAGUGUAUAAAAAGCCUGUCGAAAAGUGUGAAUAGAACUGUUAUGAUAUUCGGAAGAUAAAACAUUAGGAUUCCAUGGUUGUGUGGACCUGCUUGCUUCAUUGGAUUACGAAUAAAGUAUUCCGAUAGAGCUGAAUUGGCUCCAACUUAUUUUUUGUUACCACUUGGACCACUUGGACUAACUUAUAGGUUCCAGUUUUAAGAAAACUAAUAAAAUAUCUGACUCACUGUUGGACGUUUAUUCCAGACAUAGAAAAUAAGAAGGAAAACAACCUCCGUGAAACUUCUGCCUGCAGAAGACAGGAGUUGGUGCAAAAGCAAACAGAAGGAGUGACCUUUACAACACCCGCCAAAAGCAGUAUGUUUCUGUUCAGAAGAUUUGUAAUGGUUUGCCUCCUAUAUGCCGCCUUGCUCCUGGUUUGUGAGGCAGAAUCUGGAUGUCCAAAGACAUGCUCUUGUGCAAAGCCAGAUCAGUGCCCACCUGGUGUGCAUUUGAUCUCUGACCUCUGUGGAUGUGGUUGCAAGGUGUGUGCCCAACAGCUUAACAAAAAGUGCAGCAACCUACAUCCAUGUGACCAGACAAAAAACCUCCACUGUGACUUUGGAGCUAGGCCGACAGCCAGCUAUGGAAUCUGCAGAGCUCAGGAAACCAGACGCUCCUGUUUCCUGAAUGGAACAGUGUACCAGCAUGGAGAAACCUUCCAGCCUGUCUGCAGCACAUACUGUUCCUGUCAAGAUGGAACCAUUGGUUGUGCCCCUGCAUGCCCCUUACAGAUGCCUGUCUUAGGGCCACUGUGUCGUAACCCUCGUUUGGUCAAAGUACCCAGAAAAUGCUGUAAGGAAUGGCAGUGUGAAAACCAUGAAUCCAACAGAAUUGAAGUCACAGCACCUCAUGAGGGGAAACUGGUGAUGCAGAAGCAAGAAACUGCUCACUCCAAGUCAAGCAAGAACAAUUUUGACGGCUUUGGAAAAACAAAUAUGGCAUCCAAAGCCAGCUUCAAUGCAAUUCCUUUGGAGAAAGAUUGGAAGAACACCGGCUGUCAUGUGAUAAGAACUGAGUGGUCAGAUUGCUCUAUGACCUGUGGCCUGGGAAUCUCAUAUCGUACCACUACGGAUAAUCAGGACUGCCAGCCAAGAAAAGAGACACGCCUGUGCCAGAUAAGGCCAUGUGGACACCGUACAUAUUUGGGGUCAAAAUCCAAAGGAAAAUGUACCAAAAUAAUCAGAGAAGAGAAAAAGAGUUAUAUGACGUACAAGAACUGUACUAGUAUCAGGAUGUACUGGCCUAAGUAUUGUGGUAUCUGUACAGAUGGGCGUACAUGCAAGCCCUCAAAAUCUCGUACCAUUCUUCUGAAGUUCCACUGUGACACAGAGGCUGAACUGACCAUGAACAUGCUGUGGAUUGAAAACUGCAGCUGCGAAAACCAUGGAGAUAAGCAGAAGGAUGAAAAGAUUUCACUCGUCUUUGAUGCAUUAUGGGAAAAGAAUGAAAAAAAUGCAAUGAAGGCUAGAGAGUAAAAGCAGGAAUAGAAUAAAAAGCCAUUCAAGUACAUCUCACACACAAGAAUAAUGCAUAUAUAACUUGUAUUUUCAUGCACAAUUUUUCUAAUUCUGCUUUGCAAAACAAUGUUAUUAUUCUUAACUAAAUCUCAUUUUGCAUGUAAAGUUACAUUUACUGCCAGGUGUCUAAUUUAGCCACUAGUUAGAAAAAUCCUUUUUGUUUUGCAUAAAGCAAAAUGCUCUAUAUUUUUUAUUUAUGAACAGUAGUCAGAUUUAGUUUAAAAUGUCAGUGAUCACUAUCUAGAUGUCCUAAUUCUAUCAAUUAAAGCAGCACUGUUUCCAAAACUCUGAAAAUAAAAUUGUUAAAGAUCUGA
Messenger RNA from Protopterus annectens (West African lungfish), 2167 nucleotides. RefSeq names its product CCN family member 1-like. Gene Ontology annotation, molecular function: protein binding. Gene Ontology annotation, cellular component: extracellular region. The transcript is spliced from 6 exons. The record is from RefSeq and is a predicted model, not a curated record. NCBI's taxonomy places the organism in Eukaryota, Metazoa, Chordata, Ceratodontiformes, Protopteridae. Gene Ontology annotation, biological process: signal transduction. Bases 654 to 1811 code for a protein of 385 amino acids.